Messenger RNA from Lindgomyces ingoldianus, 701 nucleotides. Its product is annotated as ribosomal protein L14. Gene Ontology annotation, biological process: translation. The transcript has 3 exons. The record is from RefSeq and is a predicted model, not a curated record. Bases 102 to 503 code for a protein of 133 amino acids. Gene Ontology annotation, cellular component: ribosome; mitochondrial large ribosomal subunit. NCBI's taxonomy places the organism in Eukaryota, Fungi, Ascomycota, Dothideomycetes, Pleosporales, Lindgomycetaceae. Gene Ontology annotation, molecular function: large ribosomal subunit rRNA binding; structural constituent of ribosome.
CAUCAGUCACUGCAAACUUCGACAGGACGGCGGGAGAUAGCAAACAGAAGCCAGACGAGGAGGGUGACGCUCUUUGACACACAGACACGAAGCUGGUCAACAUGAUCCAGCUCAAGACCCUCGUCAACUGCAUUGACAACUCCGGCGCCGCCAUAGUUGAGUGUGUCAACGUCCUGCGAUCGAAGAGGCCGGCCAAAGUUGGUGAUCGCAUCGUAGUCGUCGUCCAGAAACAGCGAAACUUCGGCCCAGAGACAGGAAACAGCGUCUCCAUCAGCGCUGCAAAUAAGGUCCGACGGGGCGAUGUACGCCAUGCCGUCGUCGUGCGGACCGCGAAAAAGUGGCAGAGACCGGACGGAAGCGUCGUCAAGUUCGACGACAAUGCCUGCGUCCUAAUAAAUAAGGCCGGAGAGCCCAUUGGGACGAGGUUGAACGGUGUAGUCGCAGCAGAGCUGAGGCAGAAGCAGUGGUCCAAGAUUCUGUCGUUGGCACCAAUGCACUUGUAGGACUGCACAUGUGCAAGGGAGGUAGCAUGGCGUUAGAUGAGCGGCGUAUCAUGUCAUUCAUUGUACAAAUAUCCUGGGUAUCGAAUACCACGUUUCCGGGCCACCACGAAUUCAAGAAUCUACCAAACUCCAGGCUCCGCCCCAAUGCAAGAUGCAUGCUCAUCGACUAAUCCAUAGUCAUCCCGACAGACGUUCACG